Molecule: messenger RNA, 5169 nt
Organism: Stegostoma tigrinum
Lineage: Eukaryota; Metazoa; Chordata; Chondrichthyes; Orectolobiformes; Stegostomatidae
Gene: ttll5
Product: tubulin tyrosine ligase-like family, member 5
Exons: 31
Coding region: 267-4112 (1281 amino acids)
Biological process (GO): protein polyglutamylation; microtubule cytoskeleton organization
Cellular component (GO): cilium
Molecular function (GO): tubulin binding; tubulin-glutamic acid ligase activity
Source: RefSeq, a predicted model, not a curated record
GGUUGGUAAAGGGACGCUGUUGAGGCUGUUGCAGUUACCAAGGGAGACGGUGUGAAGCUGUGGACACGGCAAGGCUGAGUGCGAGUGUCGACUCGAGACCUGGAGCAAAGAGGAGACACUAACUCAGUGAAAAUGGUGGAACAGAUUAUCCUGUGAGGAGUUGUCUGAAGUGGAGCAGGAUCACUAUGUUGGGUCUGCCAAGAAGGUGACACCUUCUGUAUUCAAAGUGCACAACCUGAAGCUGUUUAGUCUUGAGCUGGAGCUGAAUGGGAAUGCCUGCAAUCAGUCACGUGCCAGAAAAUUCUUCCACAGCAUCUGAUGAGGAGGAGCAUGAUGACCACCCAUGCAUUCAGUGGACAGGCAUCAGUCGGAUGGUACCUAUCUUGAUUUUCUAUGCAGAUGGCAUUGUGACGAAGGACAGCACCUUACGCUUAAUUGGAGAACGCUAUCACUUGGCGUACAAGAUUGUGCGCACCGAGAGCAGGCUGGUACGUAGCAUUCUGACAGUGCAUGGCUUCCAUGAGGUCCAUCCCAACAGUAAUGAUUUCAACCUGAUGUGGACAGGUUCUCAUCUUAAACCUUAUGUUUUGCGCUCAUUGCUGGAAUUUCAAAAAGUCAAUCAUUUCCCCAGAUCCUAUGAAUUGACCAGGAAGGAUCGGCUGUACAAAAAUAUCCAACGCAUGCAACAAACGUUUGGUUUCAAGCAUUUCAACAUUGUACCUCAGGCAUACAUCCUCCCUGCUGAGUACCAGGAGUUGUGGAAUGCACAUACAAAGGAUAAAGGAGCAUGGAUUGUCAAACCAGUUGCAUCUUCUAGGGGCCGUGGAGUCUACUUGGUCACAAAUCCUAACCAGAUUGCGACAGAUGAGAGUAUCUUAGUUUCACGUUAUAUCCGCUCGCCACUACUAAUCGAUGACUUUAAGUUUGAUGUGAGAUUAUAUGUCUUAGUGACAUCCUACGAUCCUCUAGUGUCUUAUCUCUAUGAAGAAGGAUUGACAAGGUUUGCUACUGUGAAGUAUGACCGUGCAAUGAAGAAUAUCAAGAACCAGUUCAUGCAUCUAACCAACUACAGCAUCAACAAGAAAAGCCAAGACUAUGUCAGCUGCGAUGAUCCAGAUGUGGAGGAUUAUGGGAAUAAAUGGAGCAUGAGUGCUAUGCUACGGUACCUGAAGCAGGAAGGAAUGGACACAGUUGCUUUGAUGGCCCAGAUCGAGGACCUCAUCAUUAAAGCGCUGAUUGCAGCAGAGCUUCACAUUGCCUCUGCUUCCAAAAUGUUUGUGCCCCACAGAGGUAACUGCUUCGAGCUGUAUGGAUUUGAUGUGUUAAUUGACUCCAAUCUCAAGCCCUGGCUGCUGGAAGUCAAUCUGUCACCGUCAUUGGCAUGUGAUGCACCCUUGGAUUUGAAGAUCAAAGCAAGCCUGCUGUCAGACAUGUUCACUUUAGUGGGAUUUGUCUGUCAGAACCCAAUGGCCCGACAAGGCAGACCAGUGAAAAGCAGUUGUGAUCUUGGCGCUCGACCAAAGUCCCACACAGCUCUGCACCAACAGAGGCCAAUUUCUGCAAAUGAUACUGAAGUAAAAGGGAAGACUUCAUCGGGCAAGGAAAGACCAUUAGGAGCACAAGGAUCAAGCAAUCUGCAGUUGUCUUUGGAGGAGAUAAAAGUUGUGCGGCGUGCAAUGGAAGAGAAUGAGAGAAAAGGGGGAUUUAUACGGAUAUUUCCCACUGCUAAUACCUGGGAACUUUAUGGGCAAUUUCUAGAGCAUAAAACCACCCUGAACUAUGUGUUGGCCACACGUCUUUUUGCAGGCAGGAAGAAGAAACUUGCUACCUCAUUAAAACCUCGCAAUGGUGUCUUGCAGAGCAAUCAAAUGUCCUUCCGAUCAGAGGUGCUCCUUGUCGAGGUUCACAAUCAUGUUCAGCAAUAUGAGAGGAAACUGUUGUCUCUGGAAGAGAGAAGGAAGCAGAACCAAACUGCUGCACAGAUCGCAAUGGGAAAAGGUGCAGGACCUUCACACAAAGUUGCACUUGCUCCUUCGGGUAGUGCAAGUUGUGAAGCUGAGGGUGAAGAGGAGGAGGAAGCAGAGAAUGAUGAGGAAAUAUCAGGGAAUGAAGCAGAAAAUAGUGAACACACCUGCCCUGCCCAUGUCCUGGCUCAGGAACCAAUCUCAAAAAGCUCGAGAGUCAGUAAUGUGAAAAUGCAGGAAUGCCUGGAACUCACUGAGCAGGAGGCCGUUGGCAAACAGGUGCCUGGUCAGGAACAAGCUUUGACUCAAACUGAAGAGGAAGAAAACACCAAGCAACCAAAAGUUAACCUCCUUGAGAUGUUACAGCGAGGGGGCAAUCUCAGCAAGGUACAGGCACGCUUGGCCUUCUCUGCCUAUCUGCAGCGUGUGCAGUUCCGGCUGCUGAAGGAGCGACUACGUCAGAAUGAACCCACCACACUUAGUGACCAGGAAGAGAAGCAAAUGGAUCUGGUGGUCAGGUUUUUGAAGCGAGCAGCCAGUAAUCUUCAGCAGUCAGUGAUGGUGACAUUGCCCAGCCGUCGCCUUCCAAUCUCUGAGCGCCGACACAUCCUGGCACAGCAACUUGGGGUCUUCAUACGCAGCUACAGUAAGGAAACAGAUCGAAUGAUUAAGAGAAGCCAGAUGGAUCCAAAGCUGGAGACCUGCAUCCAACAGGAAGAAUUCCAAGUAUUUGUCAGUAAAGCCAGUGAGAAUGAUCUGGAGGAACUGCUCACAAUCUACACACGUAAAAACAAAUCAGCCAGUGUCUUCCUGGGAUCUCAAACCAGGAAUGGGAACCAGAGCAUCAGCAUGCAGCAAAGCAGCACCAAAUUCACAAAAGAACCAGCUGUACUCAAGGAGAGAGUUUCAUCUACAUUGGAUGGGUGUGAUGCUGGCAAGCUCUGUUUUACAGAAAGCCCGUCAGUGCAGGACGUCUCCAGUUGUCACAUUCACCCCCCCCACAGAAUCCUACAGCAGGCAGUUCACCAGCCCAUAUCCACUUCUGUACCCACUUGCAUGACUCCAACUCAGGAUCUGGCUACCUCGCUGGCUGAUGUAGUGGGAUGGACUGGCGCAGGGGCCUGUAGGUCAGGGUCGGCUACUCUGACAUCUCGUCACCCCCAGCACUCAGGCACGAUCCAGCGUCCCACUUCCAGCUCUCUCCCCAUUGCUCCAGUAUCAUCCUUCCAAGCGGCUACUCAGAUCUACAGUCGAAAACUAUCCCGUCCGAUCUCAGCUACAGCUGGAUCAGGUGUGCGAUGUCUCAAUCGACUGCCUCAACCAGCAGCAACAGUUGGCACACUUGGGGAAGGUGAUCACCGAACCACUCCAUGUGAAGACUUGAACCAUGAAGCUAUCUCCAUCAUUCUGCAGCGCUUGGCAGCAAAGCAGAGAGCUCGGCAAUACUCCGCUUCGAAUCAUCUCGGUCUUCUAACGCACCAGCUAUCCAACAUGAACCUGGCAAGUGGAGCAAUAAGCAAAGGAAACGAGUUUAUGACGCCAGGCUUCCAGUCAUCAGUCAAAAAUCUGGGUUCAACGCAAUCUCCCCACUUUGACCCUCAAGCUCCCAACUCUGGGCAUGGUGACAGAAUCACAUCUACAACCUCCCGGGGUUUCGUGGAUAACCUGAGUUGGGAUCACGAGGUCGAGUGUGCGUAUAACACAGCGACAGGAGUGACUCCAAGGCAGAGAUACCAGCCCACAUCUGGGAGCCAGCAACUGCAGUAUGCUGUCCAACAUCUCCAGCAGCAACAGCAGCACUCUCAGCAGCUCCUGGAUACCAGCCGUGCCCGGCACCAGGCAAUCCUUGCAGAAAGCCAGUUGCCGGCCAUGGAACCUAGCCUGCAGUGGUCAGCACCCCCAGCAUCAGGGAGUCAGACCUCAGUGAGCAGCAACCUCUGCAGCCAUUGGCCAAUCAGCCAACAGAAGCUGGAGGGUUCUGAGAGCAGUCCUUCACUCCUCCCACCCAGACCACCACCAAGCAACAGGCAGGGGGCAACCAGAAAGGCAAUCGCCCAGAGGGUAUCCAGCACAGCCCAGGCAAGCAGAUUGAGCGUCAACCAUACGUCAAGAAAUCAGUCAGAAAAUAGGAGUGAAUGGACCAGCUGAUCCUCGCAGGCUAGAUUCCCUGAAUCCACUGAUACAGGGGGAUCAGAAACCCACUGGUAGAAAUAAGUUGAGGAAUGUAGUGGUACCAAGACGACAGAAACCACAUCAGAGAUCUGUCUUCGGUGCUGUCCCUUUCUGCCCUCUCCCUCACCCAUCAACACCUAUCAGUUUGGAGAUGGACUCAGAGAUUAAUGACUGGCAGCAGUGGUGCAAUUACUGAGGAGGUGACACGGUGUGGAAACUUACAAACUGCGGACCAAUGCCACCAGGCCUGGGCCUGACGGAAAGCCCCGUCGUCGCUGUGAAAUAAAGAGCAGGCAGCAGGUGAGCGUUCUCCUGCCAGAGGAAUGGCAGUACUGCCAACUGCUCCAAAUGGGUCACCUGUCACUGAGCCACCAGAUGCCAAGUGAGGAGGCCUGUCCACACACAGCCAAUGUUGUCAGAAACUGUCCAGAAUUUUGUUCUGAGUGCUACAUGUACUGCUCGUUGUGAGAGCCAUGUAGGCUGGGACACAAAGUUCUCAGAGAUACACAGUCGUCAUUGCCUGAAGGAAGGCUGCAGAUGCCCACGGAUUGCUCGUUCUGAGGCUGUCACAGCACAACUGCUCACAAGCUAGUGCUGACCUUUGGGCAGAGGCACAAUUAGGGGGCGGGGGAAUAAAUGGACUUAUUCCUGAGAGCCCCCACAUUCUGUUCACCUUAAUACUGCUAAGCCAUGAGCAGUCAGUGGCACAUCCCUGCACCUUCAUGGAGCUUCUUACUAACUGUGCAGAGUCUUAGGCAGUGCCUGCGUGUUCCUAGUCCUUGCUUUCUGUUCUUUGAGACAGGAUAUGAACAUUAAGCAUCACUGAGCAUUGAGUAGUUUAACUCAUUCUUCUAUGAUUCAGUCUUGGGAUGUGGGCAUCACUGGCUGGACCAGUAUUCAUCACUUGUCCUUAGUUGCCCCUUGAGAGGGUGGGGGGGGUGAGCUGCCUUUUUGACCUGUCGCAGCCCACGUGCUGUGGGUUGACCCCCAAUGCCUUUAGGACGUGUAGGGGAAGUUACAAGGGCCUGGGUUC